CUGUGGGAUGGGCGGGGGUAAGUGCUUCCGGUGUCUGGCGUGAAGUUGUGGGUAAACAGGUCCUGUAGCCGUGGCAGCUGCCGAGGCGGGCGGGUUGGCUGCAGCGUACAGGAGAGAGGAGCUGUGUGCCCACAACAGCAGCAGUUACUGGGUCGACAGCUGAACUAUGUGCUCCUACGGGGCGGGCAUCAUGUGGCAUUCAUCUCUGUACCCCCAGCAUCUAGCAGUCCUGGCAUGUAGUAGGCACUCAAGAAAUGUGUGUUGAAUGAAGGAUGUCUGUGCCAAGCAACUGGACUUUACUCUUUCCCGACCCUUGCUCCUAUGACACACCUCCUCCUGACUGCCACUGUCACCCCUUCAGAGCAGAACUUCCCUAGGGAACCUCGGAGGGAAACAGCCAUGGCCAAAGACAUCCUGGGUGAAGCUGGGUUGCACUUUGAUGAGCUGAAUAAGCUGCGAGUGUUGGACCCAGAGGUUACGCAGCAGACCAUAGAGCUCAAGGAAGAGUGCAAGGACUUUGUGGACAAAAUUGGCCAGUUUCAGAAAAUAGUUGGUGGGCUAAUUGAGCUUGUUGACCAACUGGCAAAAGAAGCAGAAAAUGAGAAGAUGAAGGCCAUUGGUGCUCGGAACUUGCUCAAAUCUAUAGCAAAGCAGAGAGAAGCCCAACAACAGCAACUUCAAGCCCUAAUAGCAGAAAAGAAAAUGCAGCUGGAAAGGUAUCGAGUUGAAUAUGAAGCUUUGUGUAAAGUAGAAGCAGAACAAAAUGAAUUUAUUGACCAAUUUAUUUUUCAGAAAUGAACUGAAAAUUUCAUUUUUAUAGCAGGAAGGCAAAAAAAAAAAAAAAAAAAAAAAAGUCCCUCCAAACCAAAAAACCGCUACCAUUCCAGUGACCUGACUGAUGACCUAAGUGUGUAAUGAGGCGGUGUGUAAGGAGCGCAGCCCCAAAAGGCAGUAAUACAAAUCUGGGGGAGCUGGUAUUAAGUUUUAUCAGUGCUCAGCACUGCUGGUGGCCACACAGGGCAGGUCCUCACCUCUUGUAUUCUUAGUAUGAACUAAGCGGCCUGUAACCUUGCUCUUUUUUGUAAAUUCACAAUACUUUGGAAGGAAAAGCAAUAAAUUAUUGUUUUCAAA
Molecule: messenger RNA, 1131 nt
Organism: Cavia porcellus (domestic guinea pig)
Lineage: Eukaryota; Metazoa; Chordata; Mammalia; Rodentia; Caviidae
Gene: Ift20
Product: intraflagellar transport 20
Exons: 6
Coding region: 322-798 (158 amino acids)
Biological process (GO): protein localization to cilium; intraciliary transport; centrosome localization
Cellular component (GO): Golgi apparatus; centrosome; intraciliary transport particle B
Source: RefSeq, a predicted model, not a curated record